AUGGAGAAGUACGAUCAAAAUGCCGUUGUCGCAAUUAUCGGGGUGGGAUACGUCGGCGAACAUCUCAUGGAAGUCUUCUCUUCCGCUUUCCAGGUUAUCGGAUACGACGUCUCGGCUUCUCGAAUAGAAAGAUUGCGAUUGAAGCACUCACGGAGAGACAGUGUCAAAUUCUCCAUCGAUGAGAGAGAUUUGAAAGACGCGGCACACUUUCUCGUUUGCGUACCGACCACCCUAGGGCUGAACGGCCAAGUAGAUUCCUCACAUGUCCGCAGCGCAAUAGACAUGCUGCAACGUUACGCUACCAACGAGUCGGUAGUGGUCAUAGAAAGUACCGUCGCCGUCGGCAUGACGAGAGCACUCCUUGGACCGCUGGCCGCGUCGCGCGGCAUCUUUGCAGGGAUGUCACCAGAGAGGAUCGACCCAGGCCGAAUUGAGCCGCCGCCUAAAUCAAUACCAAAGGUUGUUUCUGGGCUCGACGACAUUGCUCCGGGCUCACUGGAUGCCAUAACACGAUUAUACGAGACGGUCUUCGAUACUGUCGUCCCUGUCAGCAAACCCGAAGUCGCGGAGAUGUCAAAGCUGUACGAGAACUGCCAAAGGACGGUAGCUAUUGCGUACGCAAACGAGAUGUCAGACGCAUGCCAGGGACUGGGGAUCGACCCGUUCGAAGUGGCACGCACAGCCGCCAGCAAACCUUUUGGGUACCUGCCCAUGUACCCGUCAUUAGGAAUCGGAGGUCAUUGCAUUCCAGUGAACCCGAUCUACUUCAUGUCGACGUGCAAUCUCCCGUUGCUCCAACAAGCGCACGAAAAGAUGAUGUCGCGGCCGUCGCGCAUCGCCAGCCAGCUUCUUGCAAAUAUGCUAGACGAGUGCCACAAGAAACAUGGUUCGACGCACCGCCCCAGGCUUCUCGUCGUCGGAGUCGGUUUCAAGCCUGGCCAGUCGGACCUGUCACAUUCGCCUGGGCUACAAUUGCUCAACUACAUGCGACAGUCGGGAGAGGUAGAUCUCAUGUUUUGCGAUCCUCUGGUGAACCAGGAGGCGAUACCCGAAGGCAUUCGCAUGACACAUCCAAACUUUGCUGGUAAACAUGCGUGUCUUUGGGACUAUGGAUUAGCAUGCGAUGGCACCCAAUGGCCUCCGGGAUUCAACACAUCAGACACUCCUCGGCCCAAGCUGGGAGAAGUUCCCUACGGAACGAAGAUCUUCAAUUGUAAAGUGGAAAACACACUUGCACUUACAUACGAUGAUGGUCCCCGAGAAUGGACAGCAGAUUUGCUGGACAUCUUGAAGGCCAACGGCGUCAAAGCAACCUUCUACAUCAGGACGAUCAACCUGUACUGGGAGUUGAUAGCCCACAAGUUCGACGAGAGAUCUGCGCUUAUCAGAAGAAUUUAUAACGAAGGACACCAAAUCGCGGGACAUACCUGGGGCCACAAGAAUCUGGAUAAGAUGACUCCGCAUCAGCGCAGAGACGAACAGAUUAAAGCAGAGAUUGUUCUCAACGACAUUCUGGGCUUCUUCCCGACUUAUAUGCGCCCGCCGUUCAAUAUCUGUGGCCCUGAAUGCCAGGUCGAAAUGGGGGAACUCGGAUACCAUGUGACUGCAGCAGACCUUGAUGGACGAGACUGGGAAGGUAAUUACACCUACACGGAAGAAAACUUCCUGGAGAAGAUCAAGGGCAAGAACCGUAACGGGGUUCGGGCCUGGUUGGGCCUUGCACACGAUACCCAUGAAGGUACGGUGCAUAGAUACACGCAGUUCAUGAUCGACAAUGCACGGGCGCAUGGAUACAAGCUGGUGAGAGUAGGGGAAUGCUUGGACGACCCGGAGGAGAACUGGUAUCGGGACCCUUUGACAGGUGGGAGGCCUGUUGAAAUGCCUCCAAGAGACAUGCCGUGA
Messenger RNA from Alternaria rosae, 1902 nucleotides. Its product is annotated as vi polysaccharide biosynthesis protein vipA/tviB. NCBI's taxonomy places the organism in Eukaryota, Fungi, Ascomycota, Dothideomycetes, Pleosporales, Pleosporaceae. The transcript is spliced from 4 exons. Bases 1 to 1902 code for a protein of 633 amino acids. Gene Ontology annotation, biological process: polysaccharide biosynthetic process. The record is from RefSeq and is a predicted model, not a curated record. Gene Ontology annotation, molecular function: oxidoreductase activity, acting on the CH-OH group of donors, NAD or NADP as acceptor; hydrolase activity, acting on carbon-nitrogen (but not peptide) bonds; oxidoreductase activity, acting on the CH-CH group of donors, NAD or NADP as acceptor.